This is a messenger RNA of Pediculus humanus corporis (human body louse), 2103 nucleotides long. RefSeq lists its product as uncharacterized. The coding region runs from base 1 to 2103 and encodes 700 amino acids. NCBI's taxonomy places the organism in Eukaryota, Metazoa, Arthropoda, Insecta, Psocodea, Pediculidae. The record is from RefSeq and is a predicted model, not a curated record. Gene Ontology annotation, biological process: positive regulation of transcription by RNA polymerase II; negative regulation of transcription by RNA polymerase II; cell fate commitment. The transcript has 4 exons. Gene Ontology annotation, cellular component: nucleus. Gene Ontology annotation, molecular function: zinc ion binding; RNA polymerase II cis-regulatory region sequence-specific DNA binding; DNA-binding transcription factor activity, RNA polymerase II-specific.
AUGAGUAAUGUUCCGCCGAAAUUUUACGAGUUAUGUAGGCUGUGUUUGUCAUGCGACGGGGUUAAGCUAUCAUUAUUCGGUGAAGAAGCCAUUUCCCGCAAAUUUCUAUUUAAAAUUAUGACUUGUCUUUCAAUAAUGGUAAGAGAAAUAACUUUAAAUUUUAUGGUUGGGUUUGAAUCCAGUCUGUCAGUCAGAAUUGCUGUUUAUUCUACUUUAAUUCAUAAAGUUUCAAAAAGUGAUUCUCUACCACCAUCUAUAUGUCAUCGCUGUGUCUACAAAUUAGAUGUUUUACAUGAUUUUCGUGAAGUUUCAAGAAAAUCAGAAGUUAUAUUAAAGCAAUAUUUGGGAUAUAUGGACCAACUGAAAAAUGGGAAAGCUAAUCCUGAAAAUGUAUGCGAAUUACCAACGACCAAGGAUUUAGUUACAGUUUUGCCAGAAACAGGAGAAGAUAAUUGCUUGAGUCAGGAACCUUUAAAAGAAGAAUCGGAAAAAAAUUUUGAAACAAUAAAUAAAAAUCUUUUCGAAGAAGAAGAUAAGGAUACGAUAACAUUAAAUUCAAUAUUAGAGCCUACAAAACUUAAAAAAAAAUCAUUAGUUUCUAUUUUGGAAAAUUCAAAUAAUGUUGGUAAAAUCACAAAGUCUGAUAAUUUGGAAUCUGAUGUUGUUAAAGAAAUUAAAAUUGAAAGUGAUAAGGAAGAAGUUAAAAUUAAUGAUAAAAGUAAAGAGUUAUCAAAAGACGAUUCCAGUUUAAAAAUACUUGAAAAAUGCCUACUUAACGGUAGCAAUGGUGUGUACAAAAGUAGCAAUAAUGAGCCAUCCAAAUAUUCACAGAAUGAAGAAAAUAAAACAAAUGAAUCUGAUAUAGGGUUGAGUAAUGAAAUAAAUGCUUUAGAAAAAGAAGUCAAGCAAGAAAUAAUCAAAGACAUUUAUGAGAACGGUUUGAUAGAUACGAAUUUGUAUAAUACAAGGAGAAACACCGUGACGAUUGUACUGAACGAAAGCAAAUGCAAAGUUGAAAAUGAGAGUAAUGAUAUAGACAUUAAGAAAGAAAAUAAUUUGUACGAAAAUGAAGAUAGUUCUGAAGAUGAAGGUCAGUUAGUAAUUGCCGACGAGGGUAUCGAUGCGGAAGGAGAUAAAAAGAACACGGUGGUAAGAGUCACUCCAGAAGGAAAGUAUUAUGAAUUUGGUAACCGGAUUUAUGGUGAACGAGAAAGAGAAGCAGCUGAAGUAUUGCAAGCAAUAAAUAGUCAAUACUUGGGACCGCCAAAAGGAGAAGCUAGUAAUUUAUUAAGAAAAUUAAUUUUUUGUAAAAACAAUAGAACUGAAAAUUCCGUUUUGAACAAUUGUACAAAUUUUCAAAAGAAUGACGAAAUUAAAAAUGGGUCGACUAUAUAUAAUAAAAGGAAAAGGAGUUACCCGGUGAAAACUGUACAGGAAAUAAAUGGAAAGGUUCCAACAAAUUAUGAUGAAAUUGCUGGAGAAGACGAUGAAAUCGGAGAGGAAAUUCAUAUCCCGGAAUUUGGUAUUCCUUCAACGGAAAGUUCUCAUCCUUUUCCCCGCAUCGAUUUUCCUAAUUUAAUAAAGAAAGCUAAAGACUCGAAAUCGGAUAUAAAGCGAACGGAUUUGAGCUGUACAAAUUGUGGCACUUGCACGACAACCAUUUGGAGAAGAAAUGCAUUGGGAGAAAUGGUCUGUAAUGCUUGUGGAUUAUAUUUUAAAUUGCACGGAGUAAACAGACCGAUGAAUAUGAGAAGAGAUACGAUACAUACGAGACGUCGACGGGCUAAGGGUGAAAAACCAAGCAGGAGAAGGUCAUCGGCGAAUUCUAUCACAAAUGGGGACGGCCCUGACGAAAUGCUAGCAGCAUUAAGGAGACAAAUCAGUCCUCAGCUUUUAUUGGCAAGUUUACAGCAUACGAAUCAAGUACCUCAGCAGACUCAUUCAAAUUCAGUGACGACGGUAAAUCCGCCUGGACCUCCAGCUUCAUACAGCGCGCAUAUUCAAACAGCAGAAGCAUCGGAUGGCGAUGAGGAUGACAUGGACAUGAGUGAACUUCCCCUUAAUCUUGUUUCGACGUCUUUGGAUGACGACGACGAGUCUUAG